This is a messenger RNA of Purpureocillium lilacinum, 2190 nucleotides long. RefSeq lists its product as uncharacterized. Gene Ontology annotation, biological process: resolution of meiotic recombination intermediates; replication fork processing; mitotic intra-S DNA damage checkpoint signaling. Gene Ontology annotation, cellular component: nucleus; Holliday junction resolvase complex. Lineage: Eukaryota; Fungi; Ascomycota; Sordariomycetes; Hypocreales; Ophiocordycipitaceae. The record is from RefSeq and is a predicted model, not a curated record. Gene Ontology annotation, molecular function: DNA binding; crossover junction DNA endonuclease activity.
AUGGCGCCGGACGUAAUCGACCUCAUCUCCUCGAGCCCUCCGCCGACCUCGAAGCCAAUGCAGGCUCGCCAUCGAGGCGAUGACAACAACCACCUGCAGCGACAUGCGGGCCAUAAGCGAUUCUCGGCAGAGGCACGACCACCUGUGGCUCCAACUGCUUUGUCGAGCAACAUCCCAGUGGCCGACCUGACGGGCCUCUCCGAUUUCGACUUCAGCGACGACGACAUCGACCUCCUCAUAGCAGCGCGCCCGCCACCGAAGCGGCAACGGACGGCGUCCCCCUCACGCCCUACACCCGCCACGGUGGCGACACAGGCCUCCUCCUCUCGGCCGCCGCUGAUUGUGGGACGCAAUGCCGCCCAGCCUGGGCGCAGGGAACUGGAGCCCAUUGAGGUGUCGAGCUCCAUGGAACAGCCGACGCCAAGGCCGAGGCAGCACGGCCGCGAGGCGUCGUCGAGGUUCGCCGCGCCGGUCGUGAGCUCGGAUCCGUUCGCAAGCUCCCCGGAGCCAGUUGCCGUGCCGCCUGUUUCUCGAGGCGAACGACAGAAACAACACGCCGUGGACCUACCAUCACCCGAUGUUGCCCGUUCCAUGUCCGUCGAUCCCUUCGAGAGCUCCCCGAUGCGGAAUCGGCGCUCACCGAAGCAGCCCGUAAGGGCGCACAAAAACUCGCCGCCGGCUCGGGGAGCCGUUUCGCCGGUUCCUGAGGAGGAUAUCGACCCUUUUGCAAGCUCACCCGAACCGGGCGAUGGCCUUGCGGCGGCAGACAAGUCGCAGCGAACUGCCGCACCACCGUCGCCGACGUCCUUAUCUCCCGCCAGGACAACCACAGAGUCACGCUUCUCACGUUCCGGCGUGUCCAGGCCUAAUCCUGCGCCCCGCUCUUUCACAAGAGUUCUCUCAGAGACAAAUGUCAUUAACAUUGACGACUCGGACUCGGACGGCUCAGACGGCAGCGACUUGGCCGACAUUGCCAGCAUUGACAUCACCAAACGACCGCUCAAGCCCCGGUCACCCCUUCGUCGGUCUCGCAGCGACAACAUCAUCGGCAAGUCUCGCCUGAACAACUCGUCGGGCAGGUCCGGCGCCAGAACGUCCGUCGACAAGGCAGCUCGCGAGGCCGCCAAGGCCGCCGAAAAGGAGCGAAAGAAGCGGGAGCGGAAGCGGAACAAGGAGGCAAAGGCACGGGAGAAGGAGCGCGCCGCGGCGCUGGCAGAGGUCAACAAGCUGCGGACGGACAAGAAGGUAUCCACGCCAGAAAUGAUUGUCGAUCUGCCGUCGUGUUUGGCCUCAGACCAUAGGGUGCAGGUGGAGACGCUCCUCGAGGGGCUUGAUGUCCAGUUUGCGACCUGGGAUAGCGGUGAGCAUCCCGUCAUCAAGUGGCGGCGCAAAGUCAAGAGCCGCUUCGAUGAGGAUCUGGGACGCUGGGAGCCGAUUCCCGCGCAUGUCCGCGACGAGAAGCAUGUACUCACGAUUCUCAAUGCCGACGACUUUGUCAGCUUGGUGACGCGAGACGGGCUUGACGGCCACGUCGGCAGCAUCAGGGAGAAGUUCCCUCACCACCAUAUCAUGUACCUGCUACAGGGAAUGACGCCCUGGCUGCGCAAGAACCGCAACCUGCGUAACAGGCAGUUUGCUUCGGGCGUCCGCGCAGCCCAGGCGCAGCAGGCUUCCGCGGCCUCCAGCCGUGGCCGGUCGACCGCCAACGCCGCCGAGUACAUCUCCGAAGACGUCGUCGAGGAUGCCCUCCUGCGUCUGCAGGUCGAGCACGACGUCUUCAUCCACCACACCACGGUGUCGGCCGAGACGGCCCGGUGGGUGACCACGUUCACGCAGCACAUCUCCACGAUACCCUACCGCAAACAGAGGGACCACGCCACGUCGGCGGCGGGCUUCUGCAUGGAGAGCGGGCAGGUGCGGACGGGCGAGGACGCCAGGGACACGUACGUGCGUAUGCUGCAGGAGAUUGUGCGCAUCACGGCGCCCAUCGCGUACGGCGUGGCGGCCGAGUUCGACAGCGUGAGCAAGCUCGUCCGCGGGCUCGAGGCCGGCGGGCCCGAGAGGCUCGACAAGGUGCAGAAGAGCGCCAACAAGGACGGGCAGUUGUCGGACCGGACCAUUGGACAGGCCGUCAGCAGGAGGAUCUGCAAGGUCUUUACGGGCCGUGACGAGACGAGCACGGAUGUGUAG